AUGAAUCUAUCUGAGUCGAAUCUACCCGGGACAACAUUAUCCGAGCAAGGGCGAGCGGAGCAUCUUGAUGUGGAGCCUGUCCGCUCGCUCUCUCCCCCGCGCAUGGCGGUUGCGGGUGGCGGAGAAGGUGCGGAGGAGAUCGAGGCGGGGGAGCCGAUGCUGGCGGACGGAGCAGACGCAGGUGCUAUCAACGGCGAUAGCAUGAGUGGCGGUAAUAAGCGUGACGAUGAUAAGCGUGGCGAUAGUAUGAACUGCCCGACGGGCGGUACUAGUAGGAGGGGAGAGAUGGGAGACAUGGCGGCGCUGGAUCUGCUCGAGGAGGAAGAGGGGAUAGCGGAUCCGCCACUCAGCAUCUACUCCAUACUCACCUUCUCAUGGCUCUCCCCCCUUAUGGCGCAAGGCGUGCGCCAGGUGCUAGGCCCCAGCGACCUCUACCCCCUGCCGUCCGCCUUCUCCGCGCAGCACCUGGGGGCGAAGCUCAGCGCGCUCUGGGCAAAGCGCAAUCCUCCCCCCGGGCAGCAGCGGAGUGGGGAAACGGGCGCGGGGAAGGGAAGUGGAGGGGGAGGGGGAGGGGGAGGGGGAGGGGGAUGGGCGGGGCGGUACUGGGCGGUGAUUAUGUGGCCGUUUAGGUGGCGGCUGACGCUGGUGGCGGUGCUGAUAGUGGCGGAAUCCGCCCAGCGCAUCCUCUCCGCCUUCCUGCUGCGCCAGCUGGUUCGCUUCUUACAAGACGCACAGGACCCAGAAACAGCCGACCCGGCGUGGCAGGGGUACCUGCUGGCGGUGCUGAUGGGGCUGCUGGCGCUGGGCUUCGCACUGCUGCACCAUCAGAUCUGGAACCUCUCGCAGAUCGUGGGCUGGAACCUGCGAGUGGCGUCCAUGACACUCAUCAACAGCAAGCUGCUAUCACUUAACGGGGGUGCAUUGACGCGCAUCACCACGGGCCACUGCAUCACGCUCAUGUCCAACGACGUUCGCCGCUUCGACGAGCUCCCCAUGUUCGCGCAGUUCCUUUGGGCUGCCCCUCUGGAGCUGGUAGUGGUCACGGCGCUCAUAGUCCUGGAAGUGGGUGCCCAGCCUGCGUUUGCUGGCAUUGCGGCCCUCCUCGCCCUCAUUCCGCUGCAGGCCCUGUUUGGGCACUUCUUUGCCAAGCAGCGGCGCAGGACAGUGGAGUUCACAGACGCCCGGGUCAAGAUGACAGGCGAGGUGCUAUCUGGCAUUCUGGCAGUGAAGAUGUUCGCGUGGGAGGCACCCUUCACGAGCUUCAUCCAGAGGAUUCGCAACAAAGAGCGCAGAAACAUCGAGCUAGCGUCGUACAUCAAGGCGUUCAACGAGUCGUCCUACUUCGCCUCCUCUUCCAUGGUGUCUCUCGUCAUCUUCGCCACCUACACGCUGCAGGGCGGGUACCUGCAGCCCUCCACGGUCUUCUACGUCAUCUCCCUCGUGCAGCUUCCGCGCCUGUACAUGUGUGUGUUCUUCCCAACGGGCAUAGAGCGAGUGGCAGAGGCGGCUGUCAGCUUCUCACGAUUAGAGGCAUUCAUGCGGCUGUCAAACAGCACGAAUAGGAGGGAUGGAGCAGUGCCAGUGGCAUCACCUAAUGACAGGAACACAGGCUCAGGAGGGGGAGAGGGAGAAGAGGAGGCAGUAGGGAAGGUACUGGUACUACUGCAGGAGCAGGAUCCAGGGAGAGAGGCAGCGUCACCACAUGCCUCUAUAGCAUCUGCUCCUUCACUUCUUGCUUCUGCUUCUGUUCCUGCCUCUGCUGCUGCUGCUGCUGCUGCUGCUGCUGGCGGUGGUGCUGCUGGUGCUUCUGCUGCUGUUGGUGGUGCUGCUGGUGAGCGGGCAGAGCAGGUGGGAGGACGGCAGGACAGCGUGUGUGCAAUGGUGAACGCGUCAUUUGGGUGGAGGGUGGGUGCUGCAGAGAGGGAGGAGGCGACAGGGGGCAAGGGGCAGGAGAAGGAUGGCAGCGGUGGCAGUGGUGGUGGUGGAGAGAUGAAUGGGGAGAUGAAUGGGGAGGUGAAUGGGGCAGUGAAUGGGGAGGUGAAUGGGCAUGGUAACUCGGAUUCGAAUGGGGAGAUGAACGGUCAUGGUAGUGGUGGUGGUGGUGGUGGUGGUGGUGGUGGUGGUGGUGGUGGUGGUGGUGGUGGUGGUGGUGGUGGUGGUGGUGGUGGUGGUGGUGGUGGUGGUGGUGGUGGUGGUGGUGGUGGUGGUGGUGGUGGUGGUGGUGGUGGUGGUGGUGGUGGUGGUGGUGGUGGUGGUGGUGGUGGUGGUGGUGGUGGUGGUGGUGGUGGUGGUGGUGGUGGUGGUGGUGGUGGUGGCAGCAAUGCUGGUAACAGCAGUGGCAGCAGCACGGGUGAGGGGCGAAAGAGGAGGAAGUGGAUGAGAAGGGCGAAGGGGGGAAGAGUGAGGGAGCGAGGGGAGGGGAGAGGAGGGGUGCGGGAGCAGGAGCAGGAGGAGGAGGAGGAAGGGGUGGUGGUGCCAUUAGAAGGUGUGAGCUUCAGUCUGGGGGAGGGAGAACUGCUGGGCGUCACGGGGAAGGUGGGAGCAGGCAAGUCCACACUGUUGGCGGGCAUUCUGGGAGACGCUGAGUUGAUGGGGGGAGAGCUGGUGUGCCGGGCAGAGAAGAUCGCAUAUGCUGCUCAGAAGCCGUUCAUCAUGGCUGGAACACUCAAGGACAACAUCAUCUUUGGCCGUCCAUUCCAAGCAAAUCUCUACAGCCAGGUCCUGGACGCAUGCGCCUUACGCAGGGACAUAGCCAACUGGCCACGAGGCGACCUGACCGAAAUCGGCGAACGAGGCGUGAACCUGAGCGGCGGGCAGAAGGCGCGGGUGGGGCUGGCGCGAGCAGCAUACGCGAGGGACGCGGCUCUCUUGCUGCUGGACGAUCCGCUGUCUGCGGUGGACCCGGCUGUGGGGCGGCACCUGUUUGAGCAGUGCAUUCGCGGGGUGAUGAGUGGAAGGCCGAGGAUUGUUGUGACUCACCAGUUGCAGUACCUGCCCAGCUGUGACCGAGUGCUAGUGCUGGAUGGGGGAAGGCCUGUGGCCUUGGGUCCUUAUGCGGAUCUGGCAAAUCAGGUGGACUUUCAGGGGCUGUUGGGCGGGGACGAGGUGGAGGGGGACGAGGAGGCGGAGGGGGAGGUAGGGGGAACGGGAGAGGAGGACGAUUUGCUAGCUCCUGCUGGUGGUGCGAAAGUGGGAGAUGGCAGGGAGAAGGGAGGAGUGGGGGAGGGUGGGGUGCGGUUGCAGCGUCAGUGUUUGUUCACAGUGGGAGAGGAUGGUGAUGAGGAGGGCACUGGCUCUGGCUCUGGCUCUGGUGGUGAUGGUGAUGGUGGUAAUGGUGGUGUGACACAAGAUGCUGCUCAGAAGGGACCAAGUGGGAGUAAGAGCACUAGUGGAGGAGAUAUCAUCCCCACUGCAACUCCAGUUAAAGCCCAACCAGCAGCAGCAGCAGCAGCAGCAGCAAGCAGCCAGUCUACAUCCGCCAUUGCGCCGUCCUCCGACGACGACCCAUCCUUCCAGGCGCUGCUGCUGCGGCGGCUUCGCAGCAUGACCCUGCGAGACCGGUCCCUUGGGCGCAGCAGCAGUGGCAGCAACGUUGGCAGGGGAGGGGGAGGGGUGAAGCUGUCCCGCAGCCGGAGCAUCAUGGGGAGUUUUGUGCACAGGCAGCCGCGGGAAGGGGGCGGGGAGGAGCGUUUGGGGGAGGUGGGGGAGGAGAUGGGCGGAGAAGGGGGGGAUGGGAGGCGGGAAGCGGGUGGUGACGGGACAGAGGAGGACGGCGCGGGACAAGGUGGGCUGGUGGGCUGGUGGGGGUUGGUGGUGGGGAGGGUGUGUGAUGGGGGGUGGGGGGUGUGGGUGGGGGGAUUGGGAGGGUGUUUUCAGACGUCCGUCUCCCUCCCUCCCUACCUAUUCCCCAGGGUUGGUGCACAAGCAGCGGAGGUAGGAGGGUAUGGGUUGGUGCAGAAGGAGCGAAGGGAGGAGGGCAUGGUGAGUGUGCUGCAAGUGUACCUGGGGCUUGGUACAGAAGGAGCGGAGGGAGGAGGGCAUGGUGAGUCUGCAAGGUUGGUGCAGAAGGAGAAAAGAGAGGAGGGCAUGGUAAGUCUGCAAGUGUACCUGGGGUACGCCAGGAGGGUGGGCGUGUGGCAGUCGCUGCUGCUCGUCCUCCUUCUCGCUGUUGGACAAACCCUCGCGUGUGCGGGCGACUGGUUCCUGGCCUUCUGGUCUCAAAAGAAGGACCAAUCCGGCCCCUACCGGCCCAUCUACACGGCGCUAGUCCUCACCGGAGUGGUCACCUCGUUCGUCCGUGCGGGUCUCUUCUUCCGGUGGUGUGUGCGCGCUGCGUCGCGCAUCCACUCCGCCAUGCUCGCCUGCGUGCUCGGCUCUCCCCUCGCCUUCUUUCACGCCAACCCCAUCGGCCGCAUCCUCAACCGCUUCUCUGCAGACCAGGGGAUUCUGGAUGAUCUCCUGCCAUUCACUCUCUUCAACUACCUGCAGACGCUCAGCCUGGCAGUGGGGGCCAUAGUGAUGGUGGCGCUGGGAGUGCCGUGGAUCCUCAUCCCCAUGGCUGUUCUCUUCCUGCUCUUCCUGCGCCUGCGCUACGUCUUCCUCUGCACCUCCCGCGAGGCCAAGCGCCUGGAGGCCAUCACGCGCAGCCCCGUGUAUGCACACUACGCCGCCACCAUCCAGGGUCUGACAACCAUCAGGGCGUUCGGAGCGCAGCAGCAGUCCGCCACCAUCUUCCACCGUCUCCUCAACGCCAACGGCCGCGCCUUCUACUGCUGGCUCGCCGCUUCCCGCUGGCUCGCCUUCCGUCUCGACACAAUCGUCUCCGCCGUGGUGUUUCUCGUCGCCACGCUCGCUGUCGCACUCAGGACGACCCUGCCCCCCGGGCUCGUGGCACUGGCGCUGAGCUACACCCUUCAGAUGUCUGGCAUGCUGCAGUGGGCUGUGCGGCAAGGAGCCGAGGUCGAGAACAUGUGGGCCAUGCGGCAAGGAGCAGAGGUCGAGAACAUGGUGAGACAGAAUGAUUCCUGCUCUGCUCUGUGCCGUUUCAUCUCCUUCACUGGGUUGCGUUGUGUCCCUUGGCCGCACGGCCUGCUGGUGUUGGCUCUUCUGAGUUACACGCUGCAGCCAAUGUUGGGCAUGCUGCAGUGCACUGCACAGCUAGGCAAGGAGCAGAGGUCGAGAACAUGCAUUGGAGUACACACACUUACCCGUGCCACCACCUCCCAUACUGAGUGUCUCACAAGCCCCGCCUUCCCUCACUUGCCCUCACUUUCUCUCUCUCUGCAGUUCACGGGUGUUGAGCGAGCAUUGGAGUACACACACUUGCCACAGGAAGAGGGGUUGGAGGUGGCGGGUCAAGAAGAGGGGCAUGGAGGUGGCGGGAAGGGAGGCAACAGCAGGAGGAGGAGGCUCAAAGGGGGGCUCUUGGGGAAGAACGAGGAGCAGAAGCAGAGGGAGGGGAAGAGCGAGCCGGGGAGAAGAGGAGAAGAGGAGCAAGGGGAGGUGCCGCCUGGCUGGCCGAAUGAAGGAGCAGUGAGGGUGGAGGGGUUGACGGUGCGGUAUAGGCCCACUCUGGACCCUGUAUUGCAGGACGACGUGAGCUUCCAGCUGCAGGGAGGGGAGAAGUGCGGCGUGGUGGGGCGAACCGGUGCCGGCAAGUCAACGCUCAUGCUGGCGCUCUUCCGACUCGUGCAGCCGUCCGGUGGCUGUAUCCUCAUCGACGGUGUUGACACUGCCACCAUCUCCCUCACUCGCCUCCGCAGAAACGUUAUGGCAAUCCCUCAAGAUCCUGUGCUCUUUGGCAGCUCUCUCCGAUUCAACCUCGACCCGUUCAAUCAGCACCCGGAUGCGGCACUAUGGGAGGCAUUAGACGCAGUGCAGCUGAGAGGCAAGGCGGGCGGGCUGCAGAGAGGACUGGAGGCGAGCAUGAGCGAGUUCGGGGAGAAUUUCUCUGUGGGACAGCGGCAGCUCGUGUGUCUUGCACGUGCCGUGCUGCACCGCAGUCGCAUUCUGCUGAUGGACGAGGCGACAGCCAAUGUGGACAUGGCCACGGACGCGCUCAUCCAGACCACCAUCCGCCGCCAGUUCGCUGCCAGCACCGUCAUCACCAUCGCCCACCGCCUGCACACCAUCAUCGACGCCGACAAGGUUUUGGUGCUGGAGCAGGGCCGGGUGGUGCAGUUUGGGUCACCGCAGCAGCUGGCAGCAGACCGAGUGGGCUCUUUCUCUCGCAUGAUCUCCAAUACCGGCCGAUUAGCUGAGGCCUCCCUGCGCUCUGCUCUCGCCAGAGACGGCUUGUUGCGAGACGCUUCACUAAGAGAUGCCUCGGUAAAAGAAACAGCGGCGGGAGAUGUUUCGGGGAGAGAGGAUGUGCAGCGCGACAAGGAAGAUGUGAACAUUGAUGUGAUGCCGUUGGAGAGUGAUGGUUUGCUUCGUGAUAGGGAUUUAGCUGCUGAAGUCAGGGAUUCUGACGAUGAUGGCAUAGCUGCUGGUAGUACCAAGGAAGAUGCAUGA
Molecule: messenger RNA, 6513 nt
Organism: Closterium sp. Naga37s-1
Lineage: Eukaryota; Viridiplantae; Streptophyta; Zygnematophyceae; Desmidiales; Closteriaceae
Source: the annotation of a GenBank genome assembly